Messenger RNA from Varanus komodoensis (Komodo dragon), 2987 nucleotides. RefSeq names its product aconitate decarboxylase 1 (gene ACOD1). The coding region runs from base 53 to 1480 and encodes 475 amino acids. The transcript is spliced from 5 exons. NCBI's taxonomy places the organism in Eukaryota, Metazoa, Chordata, Lepidosauria, Squamata, Varanidae. The record is from RefSeq and is a predicted model, not a curated record. Gene Ontology annotation, molecular function: lyase activity.
UGCCAGCCAGGUUGACUCCUGAGUCUGUUCUGAAGUUGCUGUCCAUUCCACCAUGUGGGCAAAGAACAUUACCGGAAAUUUUGCUAAUGUGAUCCACGGACUGAACGCAAGCCAUCUGACAGACGUGGCUGUGAAGAGGAGCAAGCGCAUGAUUCUUGAUACUUUAGGCGUUGGGCUGCUUGGCACCAGAACGGAUGUCUUUGAGAAAAUAAUCCAGUACAGUAAGAUCUACAAUUCGGAUGCAUCCAGUUCUGUUUGGGCCCAGCAGGAGCUCCGCCUGCCUCCCCUCUAUGCAGCUUUCGUGAAUGGCGUGGCGGUGCACUCCAUGGAUUUCGACGAUACGUGGCAUCCGGCCACACACCCUUCCGGGGCCGUGCUGCCUGCCCUGCUUGCCCUCUCUGAAGCCUUGCCCACGAAGCGAAGGAUUUCUGGCCAGGACCUGCUCUUGGCUUUCAACGUGGGCAUUGAAGUGCAAGGCAGGCUGCUGCAGUUUUCCAAGGAGGCCAGCGACGUGCCGAAAAGGUUUCACCCGCCGUCCAUAGUUGGUACCUUGGGCAGCGCCGCCGCCACAGCGAAACUCUUGGGUCUGGACCAGUUUCAGUGCAAGGAAGCGCUGGCCAUCGCUGCCUCUUAUGCUGGCGCCCCCCUGGCCAACGCGGCCACCCAGACCAAGCCUCUCCACAUGGGCAAUGCGAGCAGGCAUGGCUUGGAGGCGGCCAUCUUGGCCUCCUUGGGCCUCAAGGCAAACAAGCUGAUCCUGGACCUGGAGGCGGGCCUGGGCGCGUUCUACACCGACUAUGUGCCCCAGCCACUGCCCGGCCUGCAGUCCUAUUCUUGGCUGUUGGAGCAGCAAGAUGUCGCUAUCAAGAGUUUUCCGGCACAUCUGGGGAUGCACUGGAUGGUGGAGGCAGCCCUGGCCGUCAGGAAACACCUGGCAAAGAGUGGGGAGUCUUUCCCCAGUGGCAGAAUCCAAAAAAUUGUGCUUCAGGUCCCCAACAUUAAAUACGUGAACCGGCCAUUCCCGGCCUCAGAACAUGAAGCUCGGCACUCCUUCCAGUUUUCUGCAUGUUCUGCCCUGCUGGACGGCCACGUUUCUAUCAAGUCCUUCAAAGAGCACAAUGUCUCCAGGCCUGAAGUGAAAGCCCUGCUCCAGAAGACACACCUGGAACAUUCUCCCGACAACCAGCCCAGCUUCAACAGCCUGUUCUGUACAGCAAACCUCAUCCUUCAGGAUGGACACUCCUUCUCUGAGCGCUGCGACACUUUCUACGGCCACUGGAGGAAACCGCUGAGCAGGCAGGACCUGGUGAAGAAGUUCCACAGCAACGCCACCACGGUUCUCUCGGAGGAGGCCGCUGAAAGCAUUGUCCAAGCCGUCGACAAUCUGGAAAAACUAGAGGACUGCCGUGUGUUGACCUCACUUCUCCAAGGAGGAGAGUCAGCAAAGGUGCAGCUCAAAAGCCAAAAUAGGCUGGCUUGAAAGAUGCUGCAGAAGCCACGGCCUGUCACCAGCUGAACACUUUUCAAGUCAGGUUUUUUAUUAGCCAUCUCAGAAGUCUCUUACGGUGGACUAGCUUCUGUCCUGCAAGUUAACUGAUGCCUACUUGAUUCAUUAUGUACAUGUAAAAUCAGAGUAGCCGUAUGUCCACUUUCAUGUAGGGCUGCCCUCUAUUUGAAGUCAUCCUCUAUUGGGCCAGCUGUCCAAUCAAAGUCUGGCUGGAAGGUAAUGAAUGGUAAGAAGAAUGCGUGGGGCCUUGAAGUUGCCCAUCGGGGUCACUGUCUCCCCCAGUAAAUUGGUCUGAACAGAGAUUAACAUAUGCAAAGUCCGUGUUGUCUUCUUUGAUAAUGCAUUGCCUGUGUUUUGGCAAUAUGUGGCUGCUUUGCAUGAAAUGCAAUGACCAAGAGAUACACACACACACUUCCACCUGCCCAAGAGAGCUUUCUGCAGCUCCUUCAGCUACGUGGUGUAACACUUUUGAAACAGAGGAAAGACUCCAAAGGUUGACUGUGAUCUGGCAGAGGAAUCCCUUGGUCAAAAUGGAGGCCGGGAGAAGCAAAUACUCCAGUCCUUGGUCAUAUCUGAACUCUUGUGUCCUGACUAGCGAUGCUUAUGCUCAUGAACAGAUGUAUUAUAUGGAAAUACAUGCAAGCCCUCAUUAGGGUCACAGAAUCCUUGAGGAAUACUCUGGCUUUGGACUUAGUCCAAGGUUCUGCGAUCUACUAGUUCAGAGGUGACCAGGUUGUGCAGCCUUGGGACCACUCUGUCCUCCUGGAAGCUGUCUCAGGCCCAGAAACACAAAGUGUUGUAGUAAAACUGCAUCUGUACUCAUGACAGCCCUGCAAAAUGGGCUCAUGACAGCCCUACCAGUCCAUCAGCUGCAGCCAAUACAGCUGCCAGUGAGGGACAGUGGGAACUAAAGCAUCUGCAGGGCCACAGCUCGUCCUCUCUGCUCAGAACGAGUCCCCCGCUCGAGGGCCCUCCUGCUGGCCAGGCUAGCGCUCCCAUCUCACCAGCCAGCACAGUCCACACUUCAGCCCGAAGCUUAGCACUGUCCAAGAGGUUUGUCUGCAGAUGGUCCCUGCCAAGUGUGAAGCAGACGCGGCAAAACGGCUGAUUUAUUUUAGGGGUUUGACGGGUGACUUACGGCAACUUGAAAGGUUUUUGUCAAGUUCUUUCCUGCAUGGACUCUGCUGCGGACAGAGAAGCCCUCUGCCUGCAUUGUCUUUCAAGGAAACUACUUUAUUGGUAGGUAAAGGAGGAUAUCUUGGUGGUUAGCACAGUCACUUUUUAAUACGUGUGAUGGACUCCUACUUCAUCCACUACUUUGCCCAGAAAAACUAGUUGCUGACUGAUGGCUUAGAAUAGUGGUCAUCAUUUGCUUCUUUUAAGCAGUGAGGGGGACAGAAGACAGGCCUAAAGGGUCAAGAAAUGAAGUUUAUUUCUCCUAAAUCAGUAGCAGAAUAAAUUUUAUUACUCCAAUCCAUCA